Molecule: messenger RNA, 2441 nt
Organism: Jatropha curcas
Lineage: Eukaryota; Viridiplantae; Streptophyta; Magnoliopsida; Malpighiales; Euphorbiaceae
Product: pentatricopeptide repeat-containing protein At5g39350
Biological process (GO): RNA modification
Molecular function (GO): protein binding; RNA binding
Source: RefSeq, a predicted model, not a curated record
AGUGUAAUUAACUAGUAUUUUUCGUAGCCUUUCAAAAAAAUAAAAAAUACUAGUAUUUUUCAUAGUGUUUUCAUUAGCUUUGCCGUCAAACGGCUAAACUAUUCCUCAACGUGCCGACCGUUUAUCCUCACAGAGUUAGUUAAUAUUGUUAAUUCAUACAUAAUUUAAAUAAAAACUUGCAAGUUUGAUUUUCCCUGCCCCGAACAAAGAUUUGAUGAAUGGCCCCUCUCAAACUCUAUCCAAAACAAAGCACUUGCUUACUUCAACAACAACCCAGUACAUGUCUCUCUUAGAACACUAUACAGCCACUAAAUCCCUUACCAAGACUAAACAACUCCAUGCCCACACCAUUACUGCAGGCCUUUUAUCCUCUCCUGAGUCUUCCCGGGUUCGCUCAAGCCUUGUUGUUGCCUAUAUGCAUUGUCGGCAUGUCCCUCACACCCGUAAACUGUUUGACGAAUUGCCUGAACGAAAUGCUUUCUUAUACAAUAACUUGAUGACAAUGUAUGUCAAUCUUGGCUUAUAUCUUGAUGUAAUAAAGGUUUUUGUUGAAAUGCUUCAAUCAGGGUAUUGCUUACCGAAUAACUAUACAUAUCCAAUUGUUGUUAAGGCUUGUAGUGAGCUAUUGUUGCUUGAUUUGGGCAGAGCGGUUCAUGGGCGGACAGUGAUGUCUGUUUUUGGUUCGCAUAACUAUGUGCAGAAUUCGUUACUGGCAAUGUAUAUGAAUUGUGGGGAGAUGGAGACAGCAAAGGAAGUUUUUAAUUGUAUGAGGGAGAGGUGUGUGGUUUCUUGGAAUGCUAUGAUUAAUGGCUAUUUCAAAAAUGGGUUUGCCCAAUUAUCUUUGAUGGUUUUUAACCAAAUGAUUGAUUUUGGAGUGGAGAUUGAUUGUGCUACUGUAGUUGUGUUGCCAGCUUGUGGGUAUUUGAGGGAAUUGAAGAUGGGAAAAAGGGUUCACGCAUUAAUAGAAGAGAAGGGUUUGGGUAAGAAAAUAUCGGUUAGGAAUGCGUUGAUUGAUAUGUAUGCAAAAUGUGGUAGCAUGGAUGAAGCAAGGUUGGUUUUUGAUAGGAUGGAUGAAAGGGAUGUGAUUAGUUGGACAACCAUGAUCAAUGGUUUCAUUUUGAAGGGUGAUGUGAGAAGUGCCUUGUCACUCGUUAGGAUUAUGCAGAUUGAAGGAAUAAGACCCAAUUCAGUGACUAUAGCCUCUCUCCUUUCAGCUUGUGCUAGUUUGAGGCAUGGCCGUUGUUUUCAUGGGUGGACAAUAAGACACAAUCUUGAUUCACAAGUUAUUGUGGAAACUUCAUUGAUUGAUAUAUAUGCAAGAUGCAAUCGCGUUGACCUUAGUUUUGGAGUAUUUACAAGAAGUUCCACAAAGAAAACAGUUCAAUGGAAUUCAUUGCUCUCUGGGUGUAUUCAUAAUGGUCUUGCAGCUGAGGCAAUAGGACUUUUCAAGCAAAUGCUAUUGAAAGGAAUUGAAUCAGAUGGUGUAACAUUGAAAAGCCUACUUCCUGCAUAUGCCAUUCUUGCUGAUUUGCAGCCAGCAAAAAAUAUACAUUGUUACUUACUGAGUUCUGGGUUUCUUUCAGGAAUAGAAGUAGCUACAUGUUUGAUCGAUAUAUAUUCGAAAUGUGGAAGUCUAGAAUCUGCCCACCGGAUAUUUAAUGCCAUCCCCUUACAUGCCAAGGACAUUUUUGUUUGGAGUGUAAUAAUAGCUGGUUAUGGAAUGCAUGGCCAUGGUGAAACUGCUGUUUCACUUUUCAGAAAAAUGGUUCAGUCUGGGGUGGAACCAAAUGAAGUUACCUUUACAUCUGUAUUGCAUGCUUGCAGCCAUUCUGGUUUGGUGGAUGAGGGUUUGAAUUUGUUUGAAUUAAUGCUCAAAGACCACAAGGUAGGUCCCCAUGAUGGUCACUACACUUGCAUUAUUGAUCUGCUUGGUCGUGCUGGUCGAUUGGAUGAGGCAUAUAAUCUGAUCAGAACAAUGCCUUUUAUGCCGAGCCAUGCUGUAUGGGGUGCAUUGCUUGGUGCAUGUGUAAUACAUGGUGAUGUUGAAGUGGGAGAGGUUGCAGCACAAUGGCUUUUUGAGCUAGAGCCAGAGAACACAGGUAAUUAUGUACUCCUGGCAAAACUUUAUGCUGCAGUUGGAAGAUGGGAAGAGGCGGAAAAUGUGAGACAUAUGAUGAAUGACAUAGGAUUAAGAAAAGCACCUGCCCACAGCCUAGUUGAUGCCAUAAAUAUAUGAAAUGGGAACAAUGUUUGCAAAUCAAAUGGAAAACUUGUCAGCUUGCUAAUGUUUACAUGUAGAGAUGAAUGCUCCACCCAAACCCAGGAUGAACACCCUAAUAGAGGAGCAUAUGAUCACCGUGAUUGCCAAUCAUCUUAUGUGAUUGAAUCAGAGGAAUCACUGAGAAAUGGAUUCUUUAACCUCAAAAUUUAUGGAGAAGGAA